AUGACUUGUGUUAUCAAUCCAGAGCUUCUACCACAGCCGGAGGCUGAUCUGGCCCCGACACCGUCGAUGAGUGACGCUGAGAGCGUGAAUGCACCACAGGAGCUCAACACUCUACAUCCCCACAAAAGCUCAGUUCAUGCCAAUUCCACGAGAAUUCUAUAUGAUCCGGAGCUGAUUGCUGAUGACAGCGACACAGACGAUGACGAAAACGUCGCGGAUGUACCUGGUCCGCUGCUGACUAGUUCUCAAAGGAAACAGGCACAAAAUGCCGUGUUCGAAGAUUAUGUCCGUGGAAAAGAUGAGUCUCAAUUACAGGAGAGGUUGCAAGGAGAGGAGGACUCCAUGCACUCAGUCGACGAGAUCAAUAUACUAGCAUGUGCCAACGGUCGGAGAAUUAUUGACCAUGUCAGAGAUUACCAAAGUGAACUCUUCGCUCGAGCCAAGGCCGGAAAUAUCAUCGCAGUCCUUGACACAGGCUCUGGAAAGACACUCAUAGCUGCUCUUCUGCUUAGAGAGACAACGCCCAGUGUUGCUCUUACAGAGCAGCAACAUCGAGUGCUUUGUGAAAAUCUGACGGCAAUGCCAGCAUUAGUUCAUGGCAGAAAAUUCGACAGCUGGAGCCAACAAGAAUGGAACGGAUUGCUUAACACUCAUCAAGUCAUUGUCUGCACGGCAGCCAUCCUAGAUCAAUGCCUCAAUCAUGUUUAUAUCAAGAUGGAAGACAUUAACCUUAUCAUAUUCGAUGAAGCGCAUCAUGCAAAGAAAGAUCAUCCAUACGCCACGAUAAUCAGAGAUCACUACUUUAAGCCCAGCAGCCCAUCUUUGCGACCCAAGAUAUUCGGCAUGACAGCAAGUCCAGUCGAUGGAAAGAAGGACGUUCUACAAGCUGCACGCCUGCUCGAGCGCCUUCUACAAGCAAAAAUUGUGACCACAAAAAGUCUAUCACUCGAUACUUAUGCGCCAAAGGCAACAGUGCUGGAGUGGGAGUACGACAGACUGUUGGAACCCUUCGAAACGCCUCUCUUUGGGCAGCUGAAAUUUUGCGAGGAUGUGUCAGCUUUCGACGUCGAAUUCAAACAAGCAAAAGCUAUCAGUGCAGCGCUUGGCGCUUGGUCCGCGGACCAGGUAUGGAAAUAUGCUUUUGAGGAGCAACACCUCCAUACGAUCUUACGGAAAUACGAAAGGUUCGAAUCUCCUCGUGGCGGAGUGGCGGGUUUAGACAAGGCUACAGGUCUCCGAAAACUGAAGCGAGCUGAGGAGAUGAUCAGACUUCAUCACUUUGCUGAGCCUGCAGCAACUCGUGACUUUUUGAGUUCAAAAGUACUUCUUUUAUACCACAAGCUAUGUGAGUAUUUCGGAGGAAACGAAAACACAAGAUGUCUCGUCUUUGUAGAUGAAAGAAUCACUGCUCGGGUCCUCCAUGAUCUUUUUCGACGUCUAGAUGUCCCAAACCUUCGACCAGAUAAGUUUCUAGGGAUUGGGGGCAACAAAUCCGGGCAAGCAGGUGUUACCGGUCCACAGAUUCGAGACCUAAAAGCGAGAUUCGAAAGUGGCAUUGUCAACUGCCUCUUCUGUACCUCUGUUGCUGAGGAAGGUAUUGAUAGCCCCGAGUGUAAUCUUGUUAUCAGGUUUGACCUCUACAAAACCAUGAUUCAGUACGUGCAGAGCAGGGGUCGAGCUCGCGCUAAGGGUUCAAUCUACGGCCAGAUGGUAGAAAGAGGGAAUGCAUCUGACAGGGUGAAAAUCGAAGAUGCGCAUUAUCAUGAAUUACAGCUCCGGCGCUUCUUAUCCGACAUGGACGAAGAUCGCUUCUUGGAGAAUGAGCUUCUCAGCGUUCAUGGAGCUUUCAGCAAACAGAGACCGAAUAAGACGUUCGAAACAGGUGCUGGAACACUGUGCAAUUACAGAACAAGUAUCCUAUACCUCGAUCGAUAUGCAAGUUCUUUGCAGUACGAAAAUCCAGGCAUGUCUCGAGUGAUGUAUGAAGCUGAGAUCGCGGGAGGCAUGUUCAGGUUUAAGACCAUCUUGCCCGAUGGUUCUCCAAUCAAAGGGGUGACCGGAGAAGCGUUCCCAAAAAAGACCAGUGCUAAACAGUCGGCAGCAUGGGAGACAUGCUAUGCACUUCGAGCUAGAGGUCUGCUUGACGACAAUCUCAACUCAAUUUUCUUGAGGCAGCGUCCCAAGAACGCUAAUGCUAGACUUGCCCUGUCAGCGGCUAAGAAAGACGAGUACGAAAUGCUCGUCAAGCCCGGGUUCUGGACGUCAAAGUGUGGUCAAGUGCCAGAUAUGUUGUUUGCAACAGUAAUCUACCUUGUCCCAUUGGCUAGCUUAAGACGACCGCAUGAUCCACUGGUCCUGCUUACCAGAUCUGCAUUGCCUCCUGUCCCCAAUUUCCCAGUGUAUUUGGAUGGCAACAUCCAGACAGAGGUUGCAUUCUCCCAUGAGACGGGUCCCUUUGCUGUCGACGAUACGAUGUUGUUGUGUUUGAAACAAUUCACCCUUCAAGCGUUUCACGACCUGUUCAACAAGGAAUAUGAGGCUGAAGAUGCUCAAAUGCCAUACUGGCUAGCACCCACGAAAUGGCGACCAGGCGAUAUCGUGCCGCCGGAUCUGAAGGAACUUGUCGAUCUAGACGGCUCGAAUGAUCUGAAACCAAUCCAAUGGUCCCGAGGCUCAGAUCCAAAUUCUUGGCGCGACCAGUUCUUGAUAGACAAAUGGAGUGGGAAAUAUCGUUAUUGGUCUAGAGCUGUGCUGCCGGAUCUAAACAUCAAUUCUCAAGUGCCCAAUGACGUGCCGGAUCGACGGUAUAAGGGCGCAAAAACGGAGAAGAUCUUGGAAUACACCUUGAGCCUUUACGGAAGUUCAAAGGUGAGGUUCUUAGGCGACUGCGACCCAUCACAGCCUGUCCUUGGAGCAGAGCUUGUGCAGAUCAGGCGAAAUUUCUUGGAUAAAGCCGAAUCGAAGGAGUUUGUAGAGUACACGCGGGAGUACUAUAUCUGCCCAGAACCUCUAACCAUUUCCAAACUUCCGCAUGGCUUUAUUGCUACUGCAUUAGUGUUUCCAGCUAUCAUGAGCCGUUUGGACUCGUAUCUCAUUGCAACUGAAGCGUGCCAGAAGCUUGAUCUCGAUGUAGCACCAGAGCUGGCGUUAGAAGCAAUGACGAAAGACUCUGACAACACCGAGGAACAUCGCGAACAGCAGAUACACUUUCAGCGCGGCAUGGGAAAGAAUUAUGAGCGACUCGAAUUCUUGGGAGACUCAUUCUUGAAGAUGACGACCACGAUUAUGGUGUUCAUACGCUAUCCCAAGUCUGACGAACUUGGCUUUCACGUUAAGCGGAUGGAGAUGAUCUGCAACUUGAACCUGUUCAACGUAGCAGUGGAUCCGAGUCUAGGUCUUACUCAACACGUGCGCACGAAAGGGUUCAACAGGCACUACUGGUACCCUGAAGGCCUCAUUCUUCGAAGUGGCAGAGGCGCGCCACAAGCCAAUAUGAAGCCUGUCAAGCACGAAACUCCGAAGCAUGCUCUUGCUCAAAAAACAAUUGCAGAUGUAUCUGAGGCGUUGAUAGGUGCUGCUCUGCUUUCAUCAAAAGGACCCAACAACUAUGAGAUGGCCAUCCGCGCCGUCACUAAGCUUGUCAAUUCUAAAGACCACGACAUCCAAAGUUGGUCUGACUACUCUCGCCUAUAUGAGCCUCCGGCAUGGUCGACCAACACUAGUCCAGAUGGAUUCACACAUGGUGUCGACAGCGCGGCCUCGAAAAUCCAGAGAAGAAUGGGCUACACAUUUCGACACCCCCGACUCCUCCGCUCCGCCAUGACUCACCCGUCUUACACUGACUCCAUAGUGCCCGACUACCAACGUCUAGAGUUCCUUGGCGACUCUAUCCUUGACAUGGUGUGCAUCCGCAGUCUCUACGACCGCUUCCCCGACCGCGACCCGCAGUGGCUUACCGAGCAUAAGAUGGCGAUGGUGUCCAACAAAUUCCUCGGCGCCGUCGCUGUUGACCUCGAUUUCGACAAGUACCUCUACUACAGCGGCGUGCACAUACCGCAACAGAUUCAUCAAUACGCCUUCAAGAUCCGCGAUAAGCUCGCCGAAGCGAAGCGGAACAAUCAGAUUGAUUUUUGGACUGAGAUCGAAGAUGCCCCGAAAUGUCUCUCCGAUACCGUGGAAUCGUAUAUCGGUGCCGUGUUUGUGGAUUCCGACUUCGAUUACCGCGAGGUGGAGAAAUUCUUCGAGAGGCACAUCUCUUGGUAUUUCUCGGAUAUGGCCGUGUAUGAUAGUUUCGCCAAUAAACACCCCACCACCGAAUUACACAAUAUCCUCACGAAGCAGUACAGGUGCCAGCAGUACCGGGUUUUGAUUUCUAACCCUGCGUCCGAGUCGACCAGCCUCCCAGCGACGAAGGCGGCACCCAAGAUCACGGCAGGGGUUGUGAUUCAUAAUGUGGUGCUUAGUGAUGCGGUGGGGACUAGUAGUCGGUAUGCUAAGGUCAGGGCGAGUAAGAACGCGUUGCAGUUACUUAGGGGGAUGUCGAAGGUGGAGUUUAAAGAGAAAUUCAGGUGUGGGUGUCGCGAUGAUUAUGUUACCGGAGUAGGAGGAGCAGAGGUGCCAGUUGGUGGUGGGGAAGAGGUGUCUGCACUGUGA
Molecule: messenger RNA, 4653 nt
Organism: Endocarpon pusillum Z07020
Lineage: Eukaryota; Fungi; Ascomycota; Eurotiomycetes; Verrucariales; Verrucariaceae
Exons: 5
Coding region: 1-4653 (1550 amino acids)
Biological process (GO): siRNA processing
Cellular component (GO): nucleus; RISC complex; cytoplasm
Molecular function (GO): RNA binding; ATP binding; ribonuclease III activity
Source: RefSeq, a predicted model, not a curated record